AUGUUUCAGAAGUUCAGUAUAAUCUUACUCACUUCAACAGGAGGACUAGCUGCAAUAAUGUGUAUUUACAAUAUAAAUAAAAGUACCCCGCAAUCAAAAUCUUUGAAAAUUUACUUGGUGAUAGCUACUCUUAUUUCUAUCGCGGUAGUAAUUUGCGUAUGUGGUCAAUCGAUUUCAGAUGAGUCGAUGAAAUUACGCGAUAUACUAUACGAAAGUCCUUGGUAUAAUUGGAAUAUAAAGAACAGGAAAAUAUUAUUAUUGAUAAUAACAAAUAUAAUGCAGCCAUGGGAGAUCUCAUUUUACAAUUUAAUACCCGCCAAUCUCCAAUUUUUGACAAAGGGAAGCAAAUUUGCGUACAGUAUAGCUGCUGUCCUUUCUAAGAUGAAAUGAAUAUCUAUGCUGUGAAAUCUGGAAUAUAUGAGGCAACACAAUUUAUGUUAAAAUAAAUUUUUCGAAAUGAAAUUCAUGUUUGGACAUUGAA
Molecule: messenger RNA, 481 nt
Organism: Diorhabda carinulata
Lineage: Eukaryota; Metazoa; Arthropoda; Insecta; Coleoptera; Chrysomelidae
Product: odorant receptor 22c-like
Exons: 4
Coding region: 1-390 (129 amino acids)
Biological process (GO): detection of chemical stimulus involved in sensory perception of smell; sensory perception of smell
Cellular component (GO): plasma membrane
Molecular function (GO): odorant binding; olfactory receptor activity
Source: RefSeq, a predicted model, not a curated record